GCCGCCCUCGCCGGCGCCGGGGACCCUCCGCUGUGGGGCGGCCGGGCAGCGCCUCCCGCCAGCCUCGGGGCAGCGUGGCCCUCGCCGCGCCCACCCUCGCCCCUGUCGGCAGCCCCGGCGCGAAGUAACUUUUGCAUUCCCGCCUCCCCUCCCCAAGGGCCGGGGGACCAGAGGCGGUGCCGAGCCUGGGUGGGGGGCGGUCCCCUGGCGGCGCCGGCUCUCGUCGGAGCCAGACUUUUGCUCCCGGGCUGGGUUUGCAUCAUCCCCAUCACACCCUCAGGAGAGACGCGCCGGCCCCCUCGCCAGCCGCAGCUUCCGGCUCCGAGCCGACCCCCUCCCUCCCUCUCCGGCCCGGUCCCCUCCUGGGCCCGGUGCUCCGCGGUCUCGGCGCCCGCUGCCCCCGCGCUGGGUGUCUGAUGCCCCCCGCGCUCUGAGGCAGGAUGGUCGACCUGGAGAGCGAGGUGCCCCCCCUGCCUCCGAGGUACCGGUUUCGCGACUUGCUGCUCGGGGACCAAGGAUGGCAGCACGACGACAGGGUACAAGUUGAAUUCUAUAUGAAUGAAAACACAUUUAAAGAGAGACUAAAGUUGUUUUUCAUUAAAAACCAGAGAUCAAGUCUAAGGAUACGCCUAUUCAAUUUUUCUCUCAAAUUAUUAAGCUGCUUAUUGUACAUAAUUCGAGUACUACUAGAAAACCCUUCACAAGGAAAUGAAUGGUCUCAUAUCUUUUGGGUGAACAGAAGUCUACCUUUAUGGGGUUUACAGGUUUCAGUGGCAUUGAUAAGCCUAUUUGAAACAAUACUACUUGGUUAUCUCAGUUAUAAGGGAAACAUCUGGGAACAGAUAUUACGAAUACCCUUCAUCUUGGAAAUAAUUAACGCAGUUCCCUUCAUUAUCUCAAUAUUCUGGCCUUCCUUAAGGAAUCUAUUUGUCCCAGUCUUUCUUAACUGUUGGCUUGCCAAACAUGCCUUGGAAAAUAUGAUUAAUGAUCUACACAGAGCAAUUCAGCGUACACAGUCUGCAAUGUUUAAUCAAGUUUUGAUUUUAAUAUCUACAUUAUUAUGCCUUAUCUUCACUUGCAUUUGUGGAAUCCAACAUUUGGAACGAAUUGGAAAGAAGCUGAAUCUCUUUGACUCUCUUUAUUUCUGCAUUGUGACAUUUUCUACUGUGGGCUUUGGUGAUGUCACUCCUGAAACAUGGUCUUCCAAGCUUUUUGUCGUUGCUAUGAUUUGUGUGGCUCUUGUGGUUCUCCCCAUACAGUUUGAACAACUGGCCUAUUUGUGGAUGGAGAGACAAAAGUCAGGUGGGAACUAUAGCCGACAUAGAGCUCAGACUGAAAAGCACGUUGUUCUGUGCGUCAGCUCCUUGAAGAUUGACUUACUUAUGGACUUUUUAAAUGAAUUCUAUGCCCACCCAAGACUACAGGAUUAUUAUGUGGUGAUUUUGUGUCCUACUGAAAUGGAUGUGCAAGUUCGAAGGGUACUACAGAUUCCAAUGUGGUCCCAACGAGUUAUCUACCUUCAAGGUUCAGCCCUAAAAGACCAGGACCUCUUGAGGGCAAAGAUGGAUGAUGCUGAGGCCUGUUUUAUUUUGAGUAGUCGCUGUGAAGUGGACAGGACAUCAUCUGAUCACCAAACAAUUUUAAGAGCUUGGGCUGUAAAAGAUUUUGCUCCAAAUUGCCCUUUGUAUGUGCAGAUCUUAAAGCCUGAAAAUAAAUUUCAUAUCAAGUUUGCUGAUCAUGUUGUUUGUGAAGAAGAGUUCAAAUAUGCCAUGUUAGCUUUAAACUGUAUAUGCCCAGCAACAUCUACACUUAUUACACUACUGGUUCAUACCUCUAGAGGGCAGGAAGGCCAGCAGUCGCCAGAACAGUGGCAGAAGAUGUACGGCAGGUGCUCUGGGAAUGAAGUCUACCACAUUGUUCUGGAAGAAAGCACAUUUUUUGCUGAAUAUGAAGGAAAGAGUUUUACAUAUGCCUCUUUUCAUGCUCACAAAAAGUUUGGUGUUUGCUUGAUUGGUGUCAGGAGGGAGGAUAAUAAAAACAUUUUGCUGAAUCCAGGCCCUCGCUACAUUAUGAAUGCUACAGACAUAUGUUUUUAUAUUAAUAUUACCAAAGAAGAGAAUUCAGCCUUUAAGAACCAAGACCAGCAGAGAAAAAGCAAUGUAUCAAGGUCAUUUUACCAUGGACCUUCCAGAUUACCUGUACAUAGCAUAAUUGCCAGCAUGGGUACUGUGGCUAUAGACUUGCAAGACACGAGCUGUAGAUCAGCAAGUGGCCCUACCCUGACUCUUCCUGUAGAGGGAAGUAAAGAAGUAAGAAGACCUAGCAUUGCUCCUGUUUUAGAGGUUGCAGAUACAUCAUCAAUUCAAACAUGUGAUCUUCUAAGUGACCAAUCAGAAGAUGAAAAUACACCAGAUGAAGAAAUAUCCUCGAACUUGGAGUAUGCGAAAGGCUACCCGCCAUACUCUCCCUACAUAGGAAGCUCACCCACUUUUUGUCAUCUCCUUCAGGAAAAAGUGCCAUUUUGCUGCUUAAGAUUAGACAAGAGUUGCCAGCAUAACUACUAUGAGGACGCAAAAGCCUAUGGAUUCAAAAAUAAGCUAAUUAUAGUUGCAGCUGAAACAGCUGGAAAUGGAUUGUAUAAUUUUAUUGUUCCUCUCAGGGCAUAUUAUAGACCAAAGAAAGAACUUAAUCCCAUAGUACUGCUAUUGGAUAACCCGCCAGAUAUGCAUUUUCUGGAUGCAAUCUGUUGGUUUCCAAUGGUUUACUACAUGGUGGGCUCCAUUGACAACCUAGAUGAUUUACUCAGGUGUGGAGUGACCUUUGCUGCCAACAUGGUGGUUGUGGACAAAGAGAGCACCAUGAGCGCAGAGGAGGACUACAUGGCAGACGCCAAGACCAUUGUCAACGUGCAGACUCUUUUCAGGUUGUUUUCCAGUCUCAGUAUUAUCACAGAACUCACUCACCCUGCCAACAUGAGAUUCAUGCAAUUCAGAGCCAAAGACUGUUACUCUCUUGCUCUUUCAAAACUGGAAAAGAAAGAACGGGAGAGAGGGUCUAACUUGGCUUUUAUGUUUCGACUGCCUUUUGCUGCUGGAAGGGUAUUUAGCAUCAGUAUGUUGGACACACUUCUGUAUCAGUCAUUUGUGAAGGAUUAUAUGAUUUCUAUCACCAGACUUCUUUUGGGACUUGAUACAAUACCAGGAUCUGGCUUUCUUUGUUCUAUGAAAAUCACUGAGGAUGACUUAUGGAUCAGAACAUAUGCCAGGCUUUAUCAGAAGUUGUGUUCAUCUACUGGAGAUGUUCCCAUUGGAAUCUACAGGACUGAAUCUCAGAAGCUCACUACAUCUGAGUCUCGAGAAAUAGCAUCCCAAUCUCAAAUCUCUAUCAGUGUAGAAGAGUGGGAGGACACCAAGGACUCCAGAGAGCCAGGGCACCAUCGCGGCAACCACCGCAACUCCACGUCCAGUGACCAGUCGGACCACCCUCUGCUGCGCAGAAAGAGCAUGCAGUGGGCCCGAAGACUGAGCAGAAAAGGCCCAAAGCACUCUGGUAAAACCGCUGAAAAAAUAACCCAGCAGCGACUGAACCUCUACAGGAGGUCAGAAAGACAAGAGCUUGCUGAACUUGUGAAAAAUAGAAUGAAACACUUGGGUCUUUCUACAGUGGGAUAUGAUGAAAUGAAUGAUCAUCAGAGUACACUCUCCUACAUCCUGAUUAAUCCGUCUCCAGAUACCAGACUAGAGCUGAAUGAUGUUGUGUACUUAAUCCGACCAGAUCCACUGUCCUACCUUCCAAACAGUGAAACCAGUCGAAAAAACAGCAUCUGCAAUGCCACUGGACAAGACGCACGGGAGGAAACUCAGCUUUGAUAAAAAGAAAACAGGAAACUUACUUUAUUCUACAAGGGUCUUGAUUGAACUAACAAAGUGAAAGGAACCAGACUGGAAUAUAUUACAUUCUCUCAUAUUAAAAAGAAAAUCUAUUCUCUUACUAUUCCAUAUCAUUUUAAAACUUAAUAUACUAUUUAUUGGUUCUUCCUCUAUUAAUAUUUAAAGGAUAAAAAUGGAAUGAUUUUUGAAGACCUAUAUUAAAAUACUAAAAUAAAAAUUUUAUAUGUAAUUGUUCAACAGUAAUUCAAACUGUAUGGAGUCAAUUUUAAAAAUUAUUAAAGUUUUAUGAAAGUAAACUAAAAAUCUUAAUUAUAUUUGGUGUAUCACAAUGAGCAUAGAAGAGCAUUGCUCCUCUUAUAAUUUAAAUGGUCAUAUUAAAUUUAAAUUUGCGGUUUUACAAAAUUGAGCUCAUCGUAAAUGUCUAAUCUUCUCCACCAAGAAAUUCGUAUGGCUGCCUUUUAUGUAAGAAUCAUGGUUUUAAAGUAUAAAACCUUAAAUCAUUUCAACCUUUUUUUUGUUCUGCCUUUUCAUAAGCUAUCAUAUCCACCUUAGUAUUCAAGAUGCUCAUAGCAUGUUUUAUUACACAGAUGAAACAAAAAUAUAAACAAAAAGAAAUAUUAAGGACCUGAGCUUUUUGAUAAUUUGUGUCUAUCACACUGUUUAUACCAAGAAAAGUAUACUAAAAACAAAUAUCUAGUGUCUUAAAAGAGUGCCUAGCAUAUAGAAAAUAUGUAAUACAUAUUUGUCUACUUAAAUCCAAUAAUUGAAAUGUUAACUGGAUUCCUUGAGCCACACAGUAAUGAUUUUCAUUAGUCUGUUGAGCGUUAACAUUUUUCAUAUAAUUAUUUAGUAAAUUUCAUUAAAAAUACUGUAAAAUGGAAAGAAAAUUUAUUCUUUUUAUGGACUUUAAGGUCACUUAAAACAUUAAAAGUCUCUUUAUGUCUUUGAUAUUAAAAUAAUCACCUUGAAAAUAUGUCAAAUAUUUGAAAAACAUUGUGAGGAAAAUGUAUAACAUUAAAAUAAGUGAUUCUUGUCCCAUAAGUUAAAAUGAAUGAUGCAGUAUAAUUCGACAGUUAUAAAUUUAAAUAUAUAUUGCAUCUUGGUGACUGCAAAUGCUUUUAUCUAUAUUUAUCUAUAUUCCCCUACAGAAAUGGACCAAAAAUGCCAAGAUAAUGUCCACGUGGUUGACCAGGUAGUUGAAGUGAGUUAUUGUGUUUCCAUCGGAGAAACACUGAUAGGUUUUUAUUUUUCUUCUAAGGUUAUAUUUUUGUUUAUUUGUUUACUUGACAUUGAGUUUUAAGUCACCAAAAAAUAGAAACCAUACUAAUAGAAAGGGACAUUUUGCCCCAUCUUUUAGUAAUGAAACAGAUAAAUGGAAAAUUGGAAAACAUUUUUUAAAGGACAGCCUAAUGUUCCCCCAAUAAUUCUACAGAGAUAAAAAUCUGAAAUCAAAGACUUUAGCCAUCAUAUAAUUUGACUUCGAGAAAAUGAAAUCUUUUUUUUUUUAGUAUUUUACAUUUUCCACGUUUUAUAACAGUAAGUCAUCAAGAAUUUUCCUAAGAAGGAGAGUUUAUCUUUCCAUCUUCUUUGAUGAGAUAGACAGAGGCAGACUAUAUUAAAACAGUUUAUUUAAAAUUGGGAGCAUGCCUUAAAAUUUAAAUAUUAUAUGCAUAUAUAUGUCUGUGUUUUAAACAUGAAAUAAAUUUGACAAACACACAUAUUCACAUAUAGAUUGUUGAAAUUGAAGGCAGAAUUGAACUAAUACAUGUAACAGAGAAGUAAUUAGCAAACUUGCUUCAUAUUUGCACAUCAAUGGUAAGUAUGAUGUUUUUUGAGUUGACUUUUUUAAUUUCAUUAAGUUAUUUUUAGGAAUAAAUAUAAGAUUUUACAAAUAUAUUUCCCCACAAGAUCUGAAGUUUAGUAUUUUUGCAUUAUGACAGUUGUUAAGACUAGGGUUUUAAGCUAGGAUAUGAUUAUAUUUCCUAUAAAACUAAAAACUUUGUUUCAUAAAUUUAAAAAUAAUUAUUUUUGAUUAUGAAUAUUAGUCCAAAUUUAAUAUUUGACACUUCAUAUCAGCCUGCUGUAAUAAUAGCUUGUUAGUCUUUCUGUUAUUUAAAGAAUAAAAACAUGCUUAUAAGACUUUUACCAAACUGUUGCCUUUUUAAAACAAUUAUACUUGCACAUGAAAAUAAAACAUAAAGUCAAAAGUAGCUAUUGUAUCACUUUGAGAAUUGGUUUUGUUUAUUGUCUGUGUACAUUUUGCUACUAGUUACAUUGAAUUGCUUUAAAAUAAAAUUAUUUCCAAUGAU
This is a messenger RNA of Oryctolagus cuniculus (rabbit), 6199 nucleotides long. RefSeq names its product potassium sodium-activated channel subfamily T member 2 (gene KCNT2). Lineage: Eukaryota; Metazoa; Chordata; Mammalia; Lagomorpha; Leporidae. Gene Ontology annotation, cellular component: plasma membrane. The record is from RefSeq and is a predicted model, not a curated record. Gene Ontology annotation, biological process: potassium ion transmembrane transport. Gene Ontology annotation, molecular function: outward rectifier potassium channel activity; intracellular sodium-activated potassium channel activity.